AUGCCGACUGCGCACGUUGAGCCCAGCUCUGGAGAGCUUCUCCAAGACAUUGCCGAAUCGCUGCUCAAGGCGCGCAAGAUUGUCGUCAUCACAGGCGCGGGAAUCAGUACAAACUCGGGCAUUCCGGAUUUUCGAUCCGAAAAUGGACUAUACUCGUUGAUUCAAGCACAAUUCGACGCGGCCGCUAAACGAGAGGCGCCGAGGUUCGACACAGAGACGCGGCAUGGCACGAACGAGGAAGAAGGGGUCGAUGCACGACCGGCAAAGCGCCUAAGAUCUUCUCCUUGUGCUUCGCCAGAAGUUUCGCCGCAAAAUAAAGACAAGGAAGACGAAAACAUAGAGGAAACCGAAUUAUUGCAAGCGCCAGUGAAACAACAGGAGCUUACUGCAGACUCAACCACUGCACCAGAAAGUCCGUCAUUACCAGAAGCGGUAUCAUAUGCUACGCCGCGCUCCGCGCGUCAUCCGCUCUCCAUCCCCCAUCUCACGACCUCCCCGCUGUCCUCACCACCACCCGACGACCAAAUAGUUCCCCCGUCGACGUUUCGGUUUGCCGGCCAUCUCACAAGGUUUGGCGUACCUCCCAGCUCCUCGCCGCUCUCGUCACCGCCACCGGUGCUGUUUGAUCCCUACGAACCCUCUUUACCAGACUCAGAGUCCAACGAGCACAGUAACACGAGUGACUCGGAAUCGGAAGAAUUCUCCGCAGCGCGGAAACUGUUUGCCUCCUCUCAAGGCUCAAGCUCAAGCUCUGGCCGCAGCACGCUGCCCAAUAUGAAGGGCAGAGAUCUGUUCGACGUGUCAGUAUGGGCAGAUCCGGUCCGCACGCAAGUCUUUUAUACAUUUGCCACGUCUUUGCGGCAAAAGAUUAAGGAUGCGGAGCCAACAGGCUCUCAUAGGUUCAUCAGCCAUUUAAGAAACCGUGGCAAGCUGGUCCGCUGCUACACGCAGAAUAUUGACCAAAUCGAAGAAAAAGUUGGCUUGUCAACAUCAUUAAUCGAUGGACCUGGCAGCCGCGGUCGAUUUUCACGUCGGUCUACCGCCAGGGACCAGUUGGCAAAAAUGGUCGAAGAAUCGUCGAGCAAAGAGCUUCCUAGCAGCCAAAAUUCUUCCUCCGACAACUCAGGGUCGGAAACGGCCACGCCACAGACAUCACAGGCUUCAUUACCAGACGCACCAUCGUCACAGACUGACGGCGACGCAUCAUAUGCCGAUAGCAAGAACAACGCGCUCCCCGCACUCAAGAAGGAGCCAUCGCAAUCUGGUGUCGAGUGCGUAUUCUUACAUGGAUCUUUAGAAUCGCUGCGCUGCUUCCUAUGCGGGCAGGUUUGCUCCUGGGACGAGGACCGCGAAACGUCAACCUUGACAGGCCAGCAGCCAGAGUGCCCACGUUGCGCCGGAGCCGCCGCGGCUCGUGAAGAAAAGGGGAAAAGAGCCCUAGGUGUAGGAAAACUGCGCCCGGACAUUGUUCUGUAUGGCGAAGAACACCCUAAUGCACAUCUAAUCAGCCCCAUCAUCACACACGACUUAGCACUCUAUCCUGACAUGCUCCUUAUUCUUGGCACAAGCUUACGAGUACACGGGCUCAAGGUUAUGGUGAGAGAAUUCGCCAAAACAGUCCACAGCAAAGGCGGCAAAGUCGUCUUUGUCAACUUUACGAAGCCACCAGAGAGCUCGUGGGGUGACAUUAUUGACUUUUGGAUCCAAUGGGACUGUGAUGCCUGGGUUGACGAUUUGCACGUUCGUGUUCCGAGGCUCUGGCGUGAUCCAUCACCCAAGAAGCCGCGCCCACCGGCGGCGAAUCCCGUAGCCAUGCGCGAUUCCAAAGUCACAGGUGCUUACUGCACCUUGAAAAUUCUUAAAGAGCUACGCCGCAUUACCGGAAAAGACACCCCGGAAAAGACUGCUGAUCGUGCCACAAACAUGGCCAACUUACCCCCGUUACCAGAUGCCCAGACGACGGAUUCCUCGUCGAUGCCUGCUGUUAAGCUGCCUCGACCAAGAAUAAAGGCUCAACGCAAAUCCGCGCCGGGUGCCCUUGAGAGGCCUAAGAAACGACCUUCUACGCUGAAUCCGAACCACGGUCGCAGCCGUAAGAGCGAUGCGGCCGAGAUGGAUGGGCAGCAGCCGCAGAGUCCGGUAUCGAGCAGCCCUAUUGACAAAAGCUCCAUACUUAAUUCUGUCAAGUCAAACCCCCGCGUCCGCAAACGUAAGAUGAUUGAUGGCGAGGAAAUUGUGUUGCCCACUGUGGGCAGACGCCGCGGCACGCCACGCAGCAAACUCGAUGCGGGCAAUACAUUGCCACCACUGAGACCUGGGCCUACAUCCUCGCCAUUCGGCAAGCCACAACCCAUGGAGCCAAUAAGCUUACCUACCGGACCACUCACAUCCAUAUCCCCGAAUCUUUGGUCGUCCUCUCGUCGCCUAAAUCCAUUCUACAUUUACGAUCCUCUGGUUGGGCUCUUGGAAGAGCCGUCUUCGGCGGCAUGCACACCGCAGCCGAGACAGAUGCGGCUGCGGCGCUCGCAGACGUCGGGACGAGUCCGCAGCUGGGGAAAACCAGGGCCUCACGAGGACUGGAAGGGCAAUUGA
Messenger RNA from Beauveria bassiana ARSEF 2860, 2592 nucleotides. RefSeq names its product Hst3 protein. The record is from RefSeq and is a predicted model, not a curated record. Gene Ontology annotation, molecular function: NAD+ binding. The transcript is spliced from 3 exons. The coding region runs from base 1 to 2592 and encodes 863 amino acids. NCBI's taxonomy places the organism in Eukaryota, Fungi, Ascomycota, Sordariomycetes, Hypocreales, Cordycipitaceae.